Microplitis demolitor is the source of this 9052-nucleotide messenger RNA. RefSeq names its product ectopic P granules protein 5 homolog (gene Epg5). Gene Ontology annotation, biological process: autophagosome maturation. Bases 531 to 8333 code for a protein of 2600 amino acids. The record is from RefSeq and is a predicted model, not a curated record. The transcript is spliced from 6 exons. Gene Ontology annotation, cellular component: cytoplasm. NCBI's taxonomy places the organism in Eukaryota, Metazoa, Arthropoda, Insecta, Hymenoptera, Braconidae.
ACACGUAAAAAUUUAUUUGAGGUUAAACUUCAAUCAUUUCUAAUUGCAAUAAUAAAUUAAAUGUCAAUAAAGAAACGUCAUAGUAGAAUAAAAUUAAAAAAAAAAACUAAAUUAAGUCAUAAAUAAAAAAACUACUGAACUUUCAUCGACGACAAAUUAAAAAAAAUUACAAAGUUGACAUCAAAGAACUAUGACUGCGUAUUUAUCAGUGUCUGACAUAAAACAUAAUUUCUUUGUUAAAAUUAUAAAAUAUUCAAAUCACUAUAAAUCGUUUAUUAAUACAUUUAACAAAUUCGUGAUUCACAUUGAGGUCACGUGCUAAUUAUUAACACGUAAUAAUAAUCAUUAAAAUAAUAACAGUAGUAUGUAGUAGGAAUAAUAAUGUAGAGCAAAUAAUAUAUUUAUUAACAAGUGACAGUGUGUACCCGCCAAAUUUACUUAUUUAUAAUUACACAUAAUGUUUAUUUAUUUUUUUUUAAAUUUAUAAAAAGUUUUGUGAUACUCGAAUUAUUUAUUAAUAAAAUUUCAAAAUGGAGAAAACUAAAUCACGACAGCGACGUAAAAAAGAUAAAAGUCGGGCCUACAAUAUAGAUCGGCCAAUACCGGAUGCACCGACGAUGGAAGAAUUCGAAUGUCUUCUGGGAGAGUCUCCGACAAAUUAUCCUCGGGUCGAAGGAAUCGCAAAUAUGGAAAGCGAACUGCAUUCAGCUGCGAUUGACACUUCAAUUUACGAAAAAGAAACCGUGUCUCAGAAAGAGGACAAGGAAGAAGAUGAUCAAGAUCCACGGGGUUCAAUAAAUCCAGCAAGUAUUCACGAAUCAGUGAUAUCAAUUGACGAGGUUGAUAAUACUGAACUACCGGAAGCUUCCGCGCCUUCUAAUGACUCAGCGAAUGACAGUCAGGAGUCAGAAACAACUUUUACAUCUUCGUCAUCUGCGGUAGGAAAAAUAGAAACAGACUUACAGGAAACGGAAAAAAACUAUACGUCAGUUAUUGAUCACACAUUUAAAUCAUUAAAUUUGAAUAAAUCUCAUGACUUGAACAAACUGCAAAAAGAUUUGAACCAGCUUCAAAAAGAUUUAGACCAGUCUCAGAAAAAUUUAAAUCAGUCUAAGAAGGAUUUGAAUCAAACACUUCGUCCAGAUAAUAAUUUAAUCGCUCAAUCUUCUUCAAACCACCAGGAGUCAUCAACAAAAUCAACUAAAUCCAAGCUUCAACCGUUCACAGACACUCAGCUGUCUUCUCUUUACACCAACAUCGAACUGUCUCACCUCGAAAGUUUCAUCAACGAUUUCAUAGACUCGCAACUCCGCGCAAAUGCUUCUCGUCACCAGCAUCGUCUCCACGAGCUCUUGAUGAGUUACCUCCGCGUCCGCAACCACUUGAUUCUCAACUCCCUCGAGUUGGAGAACCUCAAAAAAACUUGCAAAGAAGUCCAGAAGCAGCUCUGGCACCUAGACAAAGCUUCGAUAACCGAAGCCGGGGAAUGCCAGGACGGGAAUCCAGUCAGCGCGAGUCAUGAGUACUCGAUAGCACAUUUCAAUCAACAAGCUCUGGUGUCGCUUACUAAAAACCUCUCAUCAAUAAAAGACUUGCUGCAUAAUGCCCAGGCUCUCUACUGUUACGAAGCGGAAAUGCUAAAACUUCAAAUCGAGUGUUACGUCCAGCGUGUUUCUCUUUCGUGUCGUGAUCUAGUUUCUCUUGCACAAAACGCCUCAGUUUGUUUGGUAACAAACAACGUCCAAGUGCAGUCAUGCGCGCCCGAGUUAACGGAACUGCGUACUUGCAUAACAAUCCUGUUUAAUUUCCAACGGCGGGUAUUGAAAGACGGCAAGUUUGUUCUUGAUUCCCGCGAGUGGUUAUCAAAAUUAGUGGCGGUAUUAUUACGAAUCGCCACCUGGCAAGAUCAUUUGUUUAUACUAAAUCACGUGCUGCGUUGUCCUGGAGGCGUAACAAACUGGGCAGCGGGUUUCAUUCAGACUCCAGUGGCGCCAAAAUCACGGGGAAUAAGUCUGUCAAGUCUCCAAGAUCCGUACUUGGAUCACAUGAUAACGACAUUGGCGACUAUGCUGCUGCCUAUCAAGGAACGCGAUAAAUUUCUUGAACAAGUCCAGUUGUCUCUGCAGGACACGUCGAAUCCUGGAGACACGGUCUGGGUGAUGCUCGACGAAGAAGGCGAAGAAGACGAGGACAUUUCUACGGCUGCUAAUUUAUUCGAAAGUGAUUUGAUUAAUCUGCUCAAUCAAAUUCCUGUUGAUAAAUUAUUCGCGCAGGUCUUGCUGAUUGAUAAAACGGAUACUGGUUAUCUACAAGACAAGAAGGGCGUAACUGAGCAUCACAUGUUGAGGGUGAUUGCAUUUUCUACAACUUUGAUACGUCUGUUUCGCCAGGGACUGAAGACUUACGACUCGCCGCGGUAUAGACAAUUAGCGAAACGUCUGUGCGCUUUGAUACGCGACUGCGUUCAGUACGUCAGCGAUCAGUGGGAAGCUUUUGAUAAGAAUCAGGUCUUUGAUCAAUCAAUGAUGGACCGAUUACAGCUAGAGUACGAUUGUUUCUUCAUACGCGCAACGAUGUGCAUAUUCUCGUCGCGACGUCUCGGUGCUUGGCAGUAUCUAGCAGCUAUUCCUUAUCAAUUGAUAUCAUCUUCAGCGCUGUGGAAUAUUUUUUACUGUCUGCACAAAGUUCAGGACAACGAAGUUGUCUCGCAGCCACAAGUGGACAGUCUAGGCGAAUGGGAAACGGAACUGAAUUCAUCUUUGCUGAAACAGUUCGAAGAAAAGCUGAUAGACAUGCCGGGAGAUGAGUCGUAUUUUUUAUUGACGACCUUCGCUAACAUGGCAAUGGCCAGGACAUUCAGAGACUAUGAUUUUAUACGCGCAACAACGAUUGAUUUAUUUAGGAUUGGAUUUUUGAGCGAGAAGACUCAAGAGUCGUGUUCCAAAGACGCUAGAUCAUUGUUAUCUAAUUUAACGAAUAAAUAUCCUGCGUUAUUGUCAGACAUUUUGAUAAAACUGCGUGAUAACUUUGUGUCCGUGGGUAAACUAAGUCUGUAUUUGUUCACAGAACUGUCUAUCGGAAAAUGGAUACCAAAGGAAGAAGAUCUAGAAAUAUUGUCCGGCUGGUUGCAUAAUUAUGGAUUAGGAUCCACGGAAAGUCAUCUUGCGCGUUUGAUACUGACGCAUUUGAACUGGGGAUUGGAUAGAAAUGGCGACUUAUACCUCCCCCAACACCUGCACUAUCGGAUCGCUGUGCUAAUAGUUGAGUUGAUGAUAAAAUAUGUACCUGAGACUCCUGGACAGAGCACGUCCCUGCUAGAGAGCGUAAAAAAUGUAUCUGCGAUUGUGAGGCCGCAAAAUAACGAGCAAGCGUUUUCACUGUGGGCAUGGGAAAUGGUCACGAGAUUGCGCCUCCAUACUACUGACACCACGGAGUCUAAUUGCCGCAACGCGAUAGUAAAUCCCGCGGAAGCUUUCUUUCAUGUCCCGGACAUGGACACUGAUCCAACGCUGGAGGUCUUGGUCCAGGGUGUGCGCGAAAAGCAGCCGAUCGCUUGCUGGGUUUCGGUGCUGAUGACUCAGUGGGGACAUUCGAUUCCGCUUAUUUGCACGAAAGGAUUCACACAGCUCUCGAUACUGCAGUGUUUCUAUAAAUAUGAACAAAUACUAAUUGCAUUGCAUUGUGUGGUGCCUUUAUUUAUUGAGUGCAGUGACUCUUUGUAUAAAAAUGAACGGUUUUGUGCAUUAGUCAGUUCGCUGGUGAUGGCAGACAGGACUUAUGUCAAGAUGGCAAAAAAUUUGAUCGCUCCGGAGUUUCCUGGUCCUAUUAUGAGACAGUUUGGUUGGAUGAUCGAGUCACAUAUGAUUAAUUUUAAGAGAUACUGUCUACAAAACCCCGAACCAUUGGUUCAGUUAUGGCUGAACAUACUAGUCCGCAUCCCCGACUGGAACCGUGAUAAUAACGUCAUGUAUCUAAUGGACAUCGUUAUCCGUGCGGCGUUUUUCCAUUUGGACGCGCGAAAAACCACCGAAAACAUUUUCCAGGCGCUUUACACGAAUUUAGGAACUGGUAAAUCAUCAGGCUCAAUUGGGUCUUUCUUAAAUUGGGCAACAGGCACUGGUUCAUCACAAAGUCUCCUCGGUGGCUCGACCCCUUCAAUCUGGCUGGCUUACUUGAUUCUUCUCACCGAGCAACAAGAGCGCGAACUGAAAACCGGUCUCUGGCGAGAAUUUCUUCGCGAACUGUCACUGCCGUCCAAGACAUCAGUAGACUCAGCAUUGAAACGCGCGUGUAGUUCUCUAAAAAUUACAUCAUUCGGUUCCAAUUCCCUAGCAAUUUAUCGAUGGUCUCAGCAAGCUCUCGAUACGCCUCUAGAUCAUCCUCUGUUGCCACUUCUUUGGCAGAACUUUUUCACGCUUUUCUUAGCACGCGUACCCACGGCCUCCGGCGUCGUAGAUCGCGGCGGCCUGGGCGAUAAGUUCUUCGAAGGGAUGAUCAAUCUCAGUUACCUUAAGAAACUUAAAAAACGCCUAAACGAAACCACGGAGUACUAUCAAGUAAAAGGAGAACGUGAUUGCGAUAACGGGCAUCCCAUAACGGAUGAACGUCGUGUAUUUUACUUCAACACUGCCAAAUUUUAUAAAACUCUGAGUUUGUGGCUCGAAGAACCACGUUUACAAGAGACUGGUCUUUAUUUACCUGCCUUACCGCCUCAAUACAUGUCGCAGAAACUCAUUGUCCUGAUGCAAGGCGACCACAGUCCUUGGCUAGAGUACAUAGACUACGACCGUAUCAUUAAUGAACAAUUGACAUCCCUCAACGAUUGGCAACGUACUUGUCACCGUGUUCCUGAUGAAUCUCCAACUAGGUCUCCCGCAAAAUCUCCAACUUCUGCAGCCUUAAACUCGACAGAGUUGGAUCCCAUUCAGCGGAUUUACCGCCGACUGACGACAUACGAGUGUCCAGAAUCGCCUCCGCUAUUAGCAAAACACAAUGUACUGAUAGAAAACAUAUCACACGAGUCUCUGCACAGUCCAGAAAAAGUUCUAAGGACAGUGCAGCCUCAUUUGAAAGUAAUACUCGACUACGCCACGACCUACAACCUCAUGGUAUCCGAGCAUACUGUAGCAGACUGCACGUUUUUAGAACUGAUUCCUACAUUGUACCGCGAAGUAGAUACUCGCGUUACCUUACACGCUUUGUGUGAUCCAGCUCCCGUUGGGUCACGUCGUCGUUCAGGGACCCCACCUACUGUACACUGCGCUGGACCCGCGGUGAUCCGUAUAAAAAUAUCUGAAGCACGCGUCAGUGAAGGCAUUGACGCCCUGAUAUCCCAGAAUCGUGCGGAAUACGAAAACUUGCUGAUCAAAGCGUGCCAACCACCGCCCAGUAAAGUGACUCAAGGCUGCGUAUUUAUAGAUCAUUUGAUUGCCUUACUUGAGCAUGAGUUAAAUGUUCAUCGUACUUGUGAAAAUACUGCCGUUUUACAAGACCUCCAGGCUACUGGUGUUCAACUAUUUUACUACCUCGUUGAUAUUUACAAUGAAGAAGCUGCUCUGUGCUUACCAACCAAGCAGCUGAUAACCACCUGCGUUGAAAAGUUGGGACAGUUGUUCAUUAGCGGGGAAGAGAGUCAAGGCCCACGUUUACUCAGCACCAUAAUCCAAAGGUCUACACUAGGUGGCCUUCUGGGUCCACAUUUCACACCGGUUGCAGGUGGCGCAGUCAACUUUUUGCCGAUGUACUCAACAGUAGUCGAUCUAUCAACCAGCGGCAACGCUGAUCUGUGCUUUGUGCUGUUAUCUAAAUUUGAUGUCAGUGCUUGGCUUAACUACCGACGUCCUCGUCUGAGCGAGAGAUCAACUUUCAUAGAACUUGUGUCCAAAGCUCUUUGCAACAUAGGGCUCACUCCGGAAGAUGAUAAGCUGAUUCUGCAUGAGCUCUACCGUAAUCACUUGCGUCUGGUUCUGCUGCACGAGUUCCCCGAACACUAUGGCGAAGUUCUAGGCGCAAUUUUACGCGGCAGCGAGGGCCAGAAUUUGUCUCUAGAUGUCUGGAGGGGCUUGCUGGCUGCUUUGAGCGGUAGAUCUAGAUGCGUGGUGCUCCAUCCAUCUAAAGUUCGCGAAGAAAUUCGUAGAUACGCUACCGAACAGCGUUUACUCUCAAGACAAGAGAUUCAUGACACCGCUGUGCUACUGAGCAAACAUUUUAUGAAAGAACGCUUGCAGUACGGACUGUAUGGAUUGUACCCCAAGUACCGGGUGUACAAUGAGCCGCUAAAUAUGUUUCUAGGCAUGAUCGGACACGCGUUGGUCGUAUUGACGCUGCAGUUCGACCGCGGAUCGCUUGCUGAUCAACUGUGCGAACGUAUUUGGCCAGUAUUAAGUGACAUGUUCGCGCCCUGGAUCACUCCCUACUGGACUAGAAACUUGAGAGAACCCACUGCUGCAUGGAUCCAGCAGCUAACUGAUGACAGAAGCGUCUUGUUACCCUGGAUCAUCACCGACGGGCCUUACGCUAAUAAAACCGUAGCUAUUUUUGUUGAAUGCAUCAGAUUUAUCAUCGAUACGAUGCCAGCGAGCUGUAAAAUACUCGGAUAUUUGUGGCAGUUUUACGUGACUAAUUUCGCAAAUGCUUCUAUCAAAGAUCACAUUCUCAAUGUAAUACACGGUAACUUUCUGUCACUGCCUUGGGAUAAAUUUUUACCAGGACUAACUGAUGUCGAGUUUAUGGUAAAAGUUGUUGAUCAGUAUCUGCCUGACAGUCAUUUAUUUUUGGGAAGUAUUUUUGUUAUGAUCAACUGGACCACGUGGAUCAAUGACGUAUUGGCUACGCAACCGAUUGCUGUAGCAGCGAGGAUGCACGUUUGCUUGCUUAAUUUGCUGGUAAAGUUAUCAAACGAACCGAACGUAAGGCAGAAUGAGAAGGCAGUCCAGUUAGUUGUAGAAGCAGAGAAGUUUGCGUGGCACUUGGUUGACUCUACUGUGUAUGACCAGGUCGUUAAUUGGCAUGUAAUGAGCUCUGAUCCUCGAGUUAUCCUCAGCGCCACUGGGUCCAACAAUCAGAACCAGGUUCACCAAGUAGAUGUCGCUGUCAAUAAUUUACUGAAAAUCGUUGCGGCCUACGAUGCGACAGUGACUCAUUUUCAUCCAACGACCUUGAAAAAACGUCAGAUUUAUGUCCGCUCGACGGUUAAAUUGCUUGUCAACUGUACGACACGUCAUAAGUCAUUGAUAUCAACAAAUGUCAAAGCUUUUACGGCGACUCUAUCAAAGAUGCUUGAUGACAUGGAAGUUAUUAUCACGAGCACAGUUUCAGAAAACCAACAAGCAGCGGAGGCAGGUCUGCUGAUCACUGAGCUGCUACACUCGGUUAAUCAGAGCAGUUUCCUCAUUGAUCAACUGCGGGUGAGCUGGUGCGCCUGGCUGGAGAACAAGACUGCGGCGAGUCCUAUUCUUCUGGGAAUACUCCGGGUCAUUGGGAUGGCAGUGACUUCCCCGGCGACUUUGGGCGAGAUCACUGAAGCGGCAUUAGAGUCGUACUUCAGGCACAGUAUUGCGGAUGAUGUUGAGCCUUCUUGGAGCAGUGUUUUGGCGAUUCUGCAGCCGGUCGUUCCAAGACAGCCGCCUAUUGAAGGAGUCCUGGUCGCUGAAGGCAAACUAUUGGCUCUGUACGCUGUGCUGAUGAAACGUCUGCCGUCUUGUAGGGAUAUCAGGGAAGAAGGAAUGAUGCUGGUUAAUCUUGUUGAUUGGAUAGCAGCUAUUAAACCAAAUGAUGUAGUUGAAGAAAAGUUUCCGUUGCUGUGGGCUAAAGCAUUUGAAUUAGCAUACCGCCAAUGCCAGUACAAUGAAAACACAAUAAUUGCCGCUAGAUCAUUAAAAAGACUCGCACGAGCACUGCUAGCAGUCGCCGAUGAUGCAGGACAAGGUUGGGGAAUUCUGGGGGCCAUUGGUUUAAGAAAAGGGUCACAAUUAUCAAUCAGAUGUAAAUUUUUAGCACGUGUACUAAGUACCUACUGCUUCGCACAACUGCCAGAUUCAAAAUCCGAGCAACAAGUAGUGCGUUUUACUCCCCAUGCGCCGGGUGUCGCGCCAGCAAGAUCAAAUGAUCUCGACACGAUCGACGUACGGCCUAGUCCGGAUGCUCUCAAGGGCUUGCAGACCCUCGAGAGUCUUUUAGCAAACAAACAGUAUGGAGAAUUAAAGGGUGACAUCGAACAAGCUAUCAAAAUAAUACGCGAUUCCGCAAACUCACUGCACAAUGCUGUUAAUAUCGUUGGGCUCAUCACCACUGAGCUGUACAAUGAAAAAUAUCUUCACGUACUCAUGGAAUAAAAAGCUUCAUUGUUAAAAUUUAUUACUCGGUUCAUCAAUUACGCAGUUUUUGUUAUGGGAUUUAUUUUUUUAAGUAUCUAGUCACUAAAUUAUCGAACAGAUUUUUUUCAUCGCUCUGGAUAUUUUUAAGAGCAUUCGCAGAUAUUACCCCCCACUUUUCAAAAAUAUUCAUAACCGUAUUUGAAUUUUGUUGAAAAAAAAUUACUUACAGUUGUUGCUAAUUAGGAAUUAAACGAAAUUUGUUAAAUUUCAGUAAAAUUUUCAUGUCUUUUGUGAACUUCUCUUAGAGAGUGAAUGAACUAUGAGUCGCCCCCACUACGGAUUACUUCUAAACUGCGCAUGCGUAAGGAAUGAGUGGGAGAAAAUUUAGUUCAUAGAACACCUGGUGGGAGUAAAAACCGAAAACACCCGAAGUACAUUCGCUUGGGACAUUUUUAGGCUAAAAUUUAUUUAUUAAAUUUCGUUUUAUUCCUAAUUGAUAACUAAGUAAUUAAAAAAAUUAUAACCACGUUCUUUUUUUCAAUUAAUGCUCUAAUUUUUUUUUUAAUUAAUCAAUAAAAUUUCAAUACGAUUGUGAUUUUAAAAAGUAGGGGCGCUGAUUAAUGCCCUUCAUUAAAAAAAUACUUUUUUCAUUUGCUUUAUUAAUUAUACGUUAUUUAUAAUUAUAUUGUGAUAUAUAUUUUGGUUGUAGAAAUUAGUUAUAAGUUUAACUACUUGUU